AUGGACCGGUUUUUUCGGACAAGCUUAUUCGGAGGCAAAGUUAUAAUCUCAAUGGAUAAUGAAUUGAAUAUGGAGAUGGCAAAGACAAAUCGUACUCCUGGUAUCACAAAGAGCAUAGCACGGCUAUUUGGAGAAGACAACAACUUGUUUUUACAGAGCACAGAGUCACAUAAACAUGUCCGGAACUUGACUGUCCAGAUGUUGGGUUCACAAAGUUUGAAGUUGAGGAUAAUGGAAAACAUUGAUCUCUUGACUCGCACACACAUGGAGGAAGGAGCUAGGGAUGGCUCCCUUGACGUCAAGGAAACAACAAGCAAAAUUCUAAUUGAAUGCCUUGCAAAGAAAGUUAUGGGCGAGAUGGAACCAGAGGCGGCGAAAAAACUCGCACUUUGUUGGAGAUAUUUUCCGAGUGGCUGGUUUCGGUUACCUUUCAACUUACCUGGGAUAGGUGUCUAUAAUAUGAUGAAGGCGAGAAAAAGGAUGAAGACGUUGCUAAAGGAGGAAGUGUUGAAGAAGAGAGAAGCCGGAGAGGAGUUUGGAGAGUUCUCUAAGAUUAUAUUUGGAGAAAAAGAAGGAGAAAAGGAAACAAUGAGCAUGAAGAAUGUGAUUGAGUACAUAUAUACCUUCUUUGUGAUUGCUAAUGAAACAACACCAAGGAUUCUUGCGGCUACCGUGAAGUUCAUAAGUGAAAAUCCUAAAGUCAUGCAAGAGCUUCAGAGAGAGCAUGCAAUGAUAUUUGAAAAUAAGUCUGAGGAGGCCGGCUUAACAUGGGAAGACUAUAAAUCCAUGACGUUCACCAAUAUGGUGAUCAAUGAGUCUCUUAGGAUCUCAACCACAGUGCCUGUAAUUCUUAGAAAACCUGAUCAUGACACUAAAGUCGGUGAUUAUACAAUUCCAGCGGGUUGGAACUUCAUGGGCUAUCCUAGUGCCCAUUUUGAUCCAACAAAGUAUGAGGAUCCUUUAGAAUUUAAUCCAUGGCGUUGGAAGGGAAACGACUUGGACGCGAUCGUCUCCACGAAUUACAUUCCCUUUGGGGCUGGUCCUAGACUUUGUGUUGGGGCUUACUUUGCUAAGUUGUUGAUGGCCAUUUUUAUCCACCAUUUGUGUAGAUAUAGGUGGUCAAUGAAAGCAGAGGUCACAGUAACUCGAAGCUAUAUGCUCAUGUUUCCUCGUGGAUGUGACGUUCAAAUCUCAAAAGACACCCAAGAACAUGAUUCGGAUGGGUAA
Arabidopsis thaliana (thale cress) is the source of this 1227-nucleotide messenger RNA. RefSeq names its product cytochrome P450, family 702, subfamily A, polypeptide 8 (gene CYP702A8). Lineage: Eukaryota; Viridiplantae; Streptophyta; Magnoliopsida; Brassicales; Brassicaceae. Gene Ontology annotation, cellular component: membrane. The transcript has 6 exons. Gene Ontology annotation, molecular function: monooxygenase activity; oxidoreductase activity, acting on paired donors, with incorporation or reduction of molecular oxygen; heme binding. Bases 1 to 1227 code for a protein of 408 amino acids. The record is from RefSeq and is marked reviewed.